UCACGUUAGAUGAACAAUGGCCACAGAUGUCUUCAACUCCAAAAGUCUGGCCAUUCAGGCCCAGAAAAAGAUCCUUGGAAAAAUGGUGUCCAAAUCAAUAGCAACUACUUUGAUCGAUGAUACAAGCAGUGAUGUUUUGGAUGAGCUCUACAGAGUAACAAAGGAAUAUACACAAAAUAAAAAAGAAGCAGAGAAGAUCAUCAAAAACCUCAUUAAAAUAGUCCUCAAAUUGGCAAUUCUCUACAGGAACAACCAGUUUAAUCAGGAUGAAAUAGCACUGAUGGAGAAAUUCAAGAAGAAGGUUCAUCAGCUGGCUAAGACCGUGGUCAGUUUCCAUCAGGUGGAUUAUACCUUUGACAGGAACUUCUUGUCCAAACUGUUAAAUGAAUGCAGAGAGCUGCUUCACGAAAUCAUUCAACGUCACCUGACUGCCAAGUCACACGGACGCGUCAACAAUGUGUUUGAUCACUUCUCUGAUUGUGAAUUUUUGGCUGCCUUGUACAAUCCCUUUGGACCUUAUAAAAUCCAUUUGCAGAAACUUUGUGAUGGGGUCAACAAAAUGCUAGAUGAGGGGAACAUAUAGGUACUUGUAUUAGAGGUGACUGCCUAUGAGUUAUUUGUAGAUGGAACACUGUUGAUUUAUGAAGGAAUAAGGGAGCUUGCAAAGAGGGUUUUUUACAUGAUGACAAAUCUUUCCUAAAAUCUUUAAUAAUUGAUUUCUUACUAUGCUCUAUUUGUUGCUAUUCACAGUCCAUCUGGAAGAAAGACCACAUGACUUUUUUUACUGUGCUUUGCCUAUGGAAACAGCUUGAUAAAGACAAUCAGACAAAUCCAAGAAGAGUUCAAGUAGAGUGAGAGUCUAGCAAGAUAGACAUACAAUCCAAAACAACAUGCUGUCAGACAAUCUGCAUCUUUCAUAGAUUUAUGGAAUUAAUUCUAAAUUACUAGAAUCCAGUAAUGUUGGUAACAGACUAUCAUGGUGAUGGUGAACUCUGUAAUUUCUUUAAUCUACUUGUAAAAUAGACAUAUAUUAUUCAGUUAUAGUCUUUUAUGCUCUCUGCACAGAUAACAGCUUCCUAGUGUUGCCAUUACACAACAUUGAGUUUUAAAUGAAAUCAAUGAUGCUGUCACAUAGAGUCUUAACAGCAGUCUUGUGCAUCUCCAGCUCAGA
This is a messenger RNA of Cinclus cinclus, 1171 nucleotides long. It is a transcript of the gene TNFAIP8, whose product is annotated as TNF alpha induced protein 8. The transcript is spliced from 2 exons. The record is from RefSeq and is a predicted model, not a curated record. Lineage: Eukaryota; Metazoa; Chordata; Aves; Passeriformes; Cinclidae. Gene Ontology annotation, molecular function: cysteine-type endopeptidase inhibitor activity involved in apoptotic process. Gene Ontology annotation, cellular component: cytoplasm. Gene Ontology annotation, biological process: regulation of apoptotic process. The coding region runs from base 17 to 583 and encodes 188 amino acids.